GUCGCUAACAUCAACUACAAACGCUAGAACGAUAACUUAGCAUUCGCAUUUUUCGCAAUGGGUAGCACGGACUAUGUGGCAAUAAAAGACCUGAAACCAGGCAUGAAAAACAUCAACGCAGUCUUCAUAGUUCUGGAAGUCGGUGGACCGACGUUAACCAAAGAAGCCAGAGAAGUCAGGACACUAAGGGUAGCGGACGCAGGCGCCGCGGUUAACCUCUCCGUGUGGGACGAACCGGGCGCCCUACUCAUGCCUGGAGACAUCGUGCGGCUCACGAGGGGGUACGCCGCCUUGUGGCGAGGCGCUCUGACUCUGUAUGCUGGUAAAUCUGGAGAUAUACAAAAAGUAGGCGAGUUCUGUAUGUUAUUUAAUGAGCAAGUGAACAUGAGUGAGCCACAACCUACCCCGCCCCCACCCCCCAUGUCGACCACCCCUCCCGCUGCCGCUCCGGCCCAGCGCGCGACCCCGCCAGCCGUCAACAACAAUAGUAACAACAAACCGUUCCAAUCGGACAACAAAAUGGGAGGACACAAAACUUAUGUCAGAGGACGGGGUCAUCAGAGAAAUAACAACAGGAGGUAGCGCUACAGUGAUAUACAGGACUUUAUUCGUAAAAAUAUGUUGCGAUAAUGCUGUUUGUAUUUUAUUUAUAUUGGUGU
Cydia amplana is the source of this 659-nucleotide messenger RNA. Its product is annotated as SOSS complex subunit B homolog. The record is from RefSeq and is a predicted model, not a curated record. Gene Ontology annotation, cellular component: SOSS complex. The coding region runs from base 58 to 582 and encodes 174 amino acids. Gene Ontology annotation, biological process: response to ionizing radiation; double-strand break repair via homologous recombination; mitotic cell cycle checkpoint signaling. The transcript has a single exon. NCBI's taxonomy places the organism in Eukaryota, Metazoa, Arthropoda, Insecta, Lepidoptera, Tortricidae. Gene Ontology annotation, molecular function: DNA binding.